AUGUUGAUCAUUAUCUUCUACAUUUCUUUCGUUGCGGGUAUUGCCCUUGCAGUAGACAAGCCAGUGAGCCGUGAUAUCAACACAAAGCUAGAAAAGAAAACGGCUACUGAGCUCGACAAGUUGCAGCUCGUCAAAAAUGACUAUGCAUUUGACUUCAAGAAACACGACAACUUCUCCGCGGCAACUGGUCAUGGGCUGACUGUCACCUGGCUCGCUCUUGGGCUCUGUGCUAUGUUGCCGCCUCACUACCACCCCCGUGCCACCAAUUUUGUGGUCGCUGUUGAAGUCCAGACUCAGACAUGGAUGAUUCAAGAGAAUGGUGCUGACCCAGCCACUACGACACUCAACCCAGGACAGCUGACCAUCUUCCCCAGGGGCAGGUGCGGCUAUGCCACGCUUAUUUCAGCCCUUGACUCCGAUGAUACGGGCACCUUGAGUAUACUCAACGGCCUUUUCAAGUUGCCCAAUGACAUGGUUCAGGCUGCCUUCGGAGGCAUUUCGGGAUCGAAGAGUAGCGAAGGAGGUGGAAAUCGCGUUCCUGGUGUGGGUACCGGAGCUGCCCUCGGAUCCGAAGAGUGCUUGGCUAGGUGCGGCAUGGGAAAGCGCUAG
This is a messenger RNA of Colletotrichum paranaense, 609 nucleotides long. RefSeq names its product spherulin-1A. NCBI's taxonomy places the organism in Eukaryota, Fungi, Ascomycota, Sordariomycetes, Glomerellales, Glomerellaceae. The coding region runs from base 1 to 609 and encodes 202 amino acids. The transcript is spliced from 3 exons. The record is from RefSeq and is a predicted model, not a curated record. Gene Ontology annotation, cellular component: cell wall.